This is a messenger RNA of Prorocentrum cordatum, 2458 nucleotides long. The record is from the annotation of a GenBank genome assembly. NCBI's taxonomy places the organism in Eukaryota, Dinophyceae, Prorocentrales, Prorocentraceae.
AAACAUUGCCCCCGAGAUUGGAGCUUGAUACGCAGCCAAGGGGGCGGCUCAAGGCCCCCGUGCUUUCAGGCGAUUCUUUAUUUACUUCGCACCACGUCGCAGCCCGCCCAGGCUCGGGCGCCCCGCCCUUGCCCAUGUCAGGACGCGAUGAUGGCGGUGCAAAGUGCCUCUCGUGUGGGGCAGCCAAAGGUAACAAGCCGUGGUACAAGGGGUGCGCGCAAUGCUGGAGCUUGUUUGCCUCGCGCGGUUCAUGCUCAGCCUCCUAGUCCUGGUGGUCAGUGGAGUCACGGCCCGCCACGUCCUCGGAGUCAAACCACCUGCAUGGGCCCCAAGUCGUCUUCUGGUCAGCGUCAGCAACAGGCAGCUCACGGGCGCGGUGGUCGUCUCGGCGCGCCCAAAGAUCUCGUGUCGCUUCUGGAGCAGAUGCAGUUUCUCUGGGGACAGUUCAAAGAAGAACCCACACAGCGUGGCACUUUGGUCGAAGUGGUCGAGCAGUCGACAUCGGAGAUGCGCACCACGGCCAGCGAGUCUUGUCCCAUUUUGCAGCAGCACUAUGAAGUUCAGCAGGCCACCACCAAGAAUGAGAAGCUCGCGGGUUCGUUGGACAGACAAAUUUCGGAGAUGGGGGAGCGGCUUGCGGGCGGAGGCCGUCACCAUCCAGUCUCAGUUCAAGAAGCGUUUCGUCGAGUUGGCCGCCAAGGUUGCCAGCCUCCCCGCUCGUGUCGACGCGACAGCACUCGUCGCAGACGUGGACGCGUUCGACAAGCUACUUCAGGAAGUGGGCUUGUCUGCCAUUCGUGAGAGCGGGUCCCAGUUCAAGCCCAAGUGCCAGUCUGCCAGCCAGCCUGGUGGACGCUCUGCCUCGGAGCCUCCUACUAGUGGCGGGGGUGGUGGCGUUGGGUCGGGUUCGGUACCAGCUGGCCAGGCCGACACUGACAUGCCGCCAGCCUCCGGGGAGGAUGAGGAGGCGCUGCGCAAUUUCAUGUCUGCCUGGUCCACAGCGCAGGGCCCCGAUGCCUCUUCGGAGGCGCGCAAGCGUGUUGCAGACGUGCUGGCUGCCACGGCCAAGAAGCUUCGCCGCUCGCCUGACGCGCCCCCUUCUACCCCCACUGAUGGCACCCCUGCUCCUGGAGCCGCUGCUUCUGCCAUGGGUGGUGGGUAGCGGCCUCCGAGCUGGAGAGGCCCAGUGCACCUGGCCAAGUUCUGCCGGCGAACCCCCGCUCUUAAGCCAUGAGGUUCUCUCAUUUCCUCCUGGGCCUCCCCCCGCCAACGUGUCUCUGCGUGUCCAAACCUGUAAUGCUGCAGGAUGGGGAAAGCUGCGUGCAGGUGGUUUCCAGACGUUUCGGCGCACGCUCCACUGCUGCAGGGGCGCCAUCUUGCCGACCAUGAUACGACUGCUCGUGCUCCCCAGCGGCUGUCCAGGCGCGGUUGGAAGUCGUGUUGUGCGCGGGCUGCAAAGGGUGUCGGAUGUGGCAGUUCAGGUGGAGUGGCAGUAUUGGCACGUUCUUUCUUAGGCAUGCACGCUCUCUCGUCGGGCUUCGAGAUCGUUCCCCAUCGCGCGGGUGCCGCAGUCAUCGUGGCCCCAAGCGGUCUUCAUGUCAUUGCGGGCUCUCUCUCUCUCUCUCUCUCUCUCUCUCUCUCUGUCUCUGUCUCUACUUGCACGAUGUUCAGGGGCUUUCGGGGCGCAACGUCGAGCUCUCGCGCAGGUUGGAGCCAUCGCGUCACAACAUGCCGACAAACCUGGGCGGAGACUUCAACAUGACUCCAGCUCAGUUGAUGCAAUGAAAUUUCACUGCAGAGAUGAAGGGCCAGCUGACCGCCCCCCCUCUCGAACAGCACACUCUUCGUAGCCAGGACGGUCGCAAAACAUUUGAUUGUGUCGUCGCCUCCUCGGACAUAGAAAUUUGUUGCUCGACAGCCCUGCGCGCCAAGUUCAGGAUGGGGGGUCUGACGUCGUUGAAUCGGUCGUUGGGGGGUCUGGCGAUGGGGGAGGUACUCUGGAAUGCCAGUGCGCGCGGCAGCGGCCGCCUCCCCCCUCGACGUUGAGUUCGAAGGUGAGGAGGUGGUUGCGUUCGCCCCUGUCUCUGAUGACCCUUCGGGCCAUCUCCCAGGCGCAUCCUGUGCGCGUGUUGGCUUCUCCUCCCGUGAGGCGGGCUCUUUUGGGGCUGCUGCCGCAGCCCCCGGCGUGGCUGGUGCAUCUUGUGCACUUCACAGCCCCUGGUCCCGCUGCCCCUUUUUCCUCCUCCGCCUUUGUGAACACGCCUGCGAUUCAGGCGGUCUGGAACCGUCUCCUUGCGGAGGCUGUUUCUUUUGUUCAGGAGGAGAUCGGAUCCGACGGCUUUUCGUCGGGAUCCGAUUAGGUGGCAGUUAUUAUCAUGGUGAUGCCAUAUAUAUAGAUAUCGAACGCUGCGCGCUCGGCCUCUUCUGCAAAACUCCGCCGCCUUUCUGGGCAUUCCGC